UUUAGUGUCAAUUUCUCACUUCAACGUGCAUUGUGUUCUCUUCUUCCUGGUCCAGUGCGAACUUUCCCAUUCUUGGGCGCCCGUAGCGAUGCUAAUAAGCAAGUUACAUCGGCCGAUCUGUCCAACCUGCCAGCAACUUCAUGGUAUGGUCUGAAUUGCGACUGGCGCGACCUUGCUGCAGCCGAGUUGAGGAUUGCUGCUGGUUCUUCGGAGGCAGUUCGAACUAGACAGACUGAACUGGAACUUGAAAGAUUUGUUUUCGCUGGUGAACUCAGUCUCCGUUCCUCGUCGAGUCGGACAUCAAAACGAGAAUCAUGUCUGGUGCAGUCUAAUUUGAACAAAUCCCAACUUAACGGAGGUUAUGCGAAAAGCGCCUCCACCCAAGCUAGUCAGGCCCACACCUUUAGCCAUUCUGAAGGUGAUGACCUUCUGCUUCUUCUUUUGCCAAAUCAGCAUCUUCACUUCCCAUCCGGCAGGGUCGGCUUUUCCUUUGAGCUUGAUAAAGAGACCGCUGAAGCGAACAGCUGUGAGGAAGCGUAUCACCAUUGUGGUGCUUGUAUUGACGAAAAUGGGCAACCAGAAUUUUAUGGUUCGGAAAGAGAAACCUUUCAGAGGUUGUAUCCAGGUUUACUCAAUCCUUCCUCCUGCCAACUCCUAUUCAUCACCGACCGUAUGAUGAUUACCGGUCUCUUACUCUCCAUUAUUCGCUAUCGAGGAAAAGAGUUGCCACAUGGCUCUAACGAAUCCCUUCUUCGAGCCUUCCAUGAAAUAUUCCCUAAGUUACCAGACGUUAUUUCUCGAGCUGGGAUCCUUCGUUCAGCAGCAGAAUUGACAGGUCAUUCAAUGUCUUCUUGCUUGAACGUCAUCCUCUCAAAUUCCCUUCCUUUCGACGGGUACAUUUUCUUUUCUAUUAUUUUUAAUCCUUUUUUAUCUAUUAAUAUGUAA
Molecule: messenger RNA, 945 nt
Organism: Protopolystoma xenopodis
Lineage: Eukaryota; Metazoa; Platyhelminthes; Monogenea; Polystomatidea; Polystomatidae
Source: the annotation of a GenBank genome assembly